Molecule: messenger RNA, 7235 nt
Organism: Eufriesea mexicana
Lineage: Eukaryota; Metazoa; Arthropoda; Insecta; Hymenoptera; Apidae
Product: bromodomain adjacent to zinc finger domain protein 2B
Exons: 30
Coding region: 744-7034 (2096 amino acids)
Cellular component (GO): chromatin
Molecular function (GO): DNA binding; protein binding
Source: RefSeq, a predicted model, not a curated record
UGUGACGGUCGUCCUCUCUCCCGUUGGUAAGGAGAUCCAGAAGGCACACCGAAUAAAGGGACGCGAGGAAAGAAAUUCAACGGAGUUUACCGGCCGUAGAUACGUCGCGCGUCGUGCGUAUCGAACCAGGAGGGAAGAGAGAGAGAGAGAGAGAGAGGGUGAGAGAGAGAGAAAGAGAAAGAGAUAGAGCGAGAUCAUCGUACUGGUUCGGAAGAAGCAGGCCGGAGAAGGAGAAGGAGAAGGAGAGAAGGACAGCGGAAAAGAGAGACGGAGAAAGGGAAAUCGGGAAUAGAGACAGAAGCAGCAGCAGACACGAGCGAUCGCGCGCGUGUACACGCGUGUACGUCCCACGGAGUAGGACAAAGGGCACGCGUGGGACAGAGACGAGUGCAUAAGAACGGAGAGAAGAAAACUGGAAAGGAUGCGUCCGAUUUGCCAGUGAUCGAACGUGGGCCUGGUCGUUGUUGCGCUCGGUGCGUGGGUGAAAAGAGCAGUGCUGGAAAACCGACAGAGAAAGAGGAAGAGGAAGAAGAGGAAAACGAGGGGAGGAAGGAAGGAAAAGCGGCGCGAACGGCUGGCUGGGCGGAGGAGGCCACUUCCGGUGGGCGACAACAAGGAGUUGGAGCGACGAAGGGAGUCCCUAAGAGGUUCCGGCACCAUGUUGACAGCGUACAGGGUGUGAUGGGGCCUCGUGGAGCCGGCUUUUACUAUGAGCUGAGGCCUCGUAAUUAAUCGGGACUGGCAUGGAGAAGGAGAACUCCGCAUCGGGCGGAGGUGGCGGGGGCGGUGGAGGUGGCGGAGGCGAAGCGGCGGCCACGGCGACUCCAGGCGCCACCUCCGCCUCCGAGAAACUCCAGGCGGACCAGGCCAAUCCGUUGCUCGAUCCGACUGCGCUCUUCAGCGCGUAUUGGCCACGGGGCGACAGUGCAGCUUCGUCGCUUUUCAGCGGGAUGCCGGGCGGAUAUGGAUUGGGGGCCCAUCAUUUACCAUCGGCUUACGCCAUUCUGGGCCGUGCAGGCUCUGCACCCGGAUUCGGGGGCCACACACCGGCUUCCGCUCCGCCGCCACCCCCGUACUCCCACAACAGCCUUGGUACCCUGAGCGUAGCUGCCAGUCAGGCUGCGAGUUUAGGUAUCAAUCCCGCUAGUGCAGCAUGGUGGACGAUGGCGUCACACUUAGCCGCACAGGACUACCUCGCGAGGUUACAAGGAGCUGCAGGAUUGCCCGGAUUUCCGCCUGGCGCCGAGAGCCUGCUGCCACCCUAUCCUGCCUCUCUACUUAAUCCCCCGUCCCUAUCGUCUCACAAGUCCAGUAAGUCUAAGUCAAGCAAGAGUCACAAGACGCCAGCGAGCAGUAGCAGCUCGACGACGCCUAGUAUGACGAGCAGCAGUUUGCCGGUCUCGACUCAAGCACCGGUCACGUCCUCUCAUCACAGCACGUCGGCCAGCAGCACGCCGAAUUCGCAAACGAACGUUGUCAGUUCUGCGAAAGAGGGCAGCGACCCUAGCAGUAUAUUAGGAGGUGUCCGGCUGCCUCCAGACACAGAGAUUAUCAAGUACACGUCGAGCAUAGUCGGUCCAAAGGUUCCUGGCACAACGAACCGCGGCAGGAAGAAGACUAUAUCCUUAGACACGCCGAGCGUCAGCGUUCAUCCACCGCCGAUACCAGCUCUGAGCGCUCAUCAAACCAACACGACGACGUCGUCGUUGAUGAUGGAGCCGAGAAAGUACAAUCGCACGGGGACCGAGUCGAACGAUUACAGGGAGUCGGUGGAUCGCGUGGAGGUGAUCAAAUUGCCGGCACAUUCGACGAACGGCUCUGUUCUGCCGGCGCCAUCGUCGUACACGACCACCACCAACGCCAGCAAUUCCAACGACUCGGACGCACCACUGAACCUCUCGCUGAAGCCCGCGACGACGAGCAGUAGCUCGCCGAUUUCCGGCAGCCAGCCGCUCAGUCAGCUGAGUAAUUUAAGUCAGUCGUUACUCGCCACCGAUCGAACUUCGAGAAGAAAGCCCGGACCGAAGCCUCGAAGAGUGCCACAGAACUCUGUACCCGUGCCAGCAUCUUCGAGUCCGUCGUUGGCGCAGCUGUUCGCCGCGGCGGACUCGCCGCAACGACCGAGCAGCGGAAGCGAGGAGAGCGAGAGCGCCAGCACGACUCACCACAAAGACGGUCGGCCAAGGAACCUGGGUCGCGGGGUAUCGAAACCGAAGAAGAACACGGUGGCCUCGUUGCUGGCUCAGAGCAGAGCCCUGGGAAUGAAACAGACGACCACCUUGGACCCCAGCGUGCCAUUGUCUCAUCAGGUCUCGUUACUGAGGUCUAACAUUCUGGCUGCUCAGCUGCAUGCCUCCGGACAGAGCGACGACAAGAACCAGCGGUCUUUGCAGGAGAAGAUGAAGAACAAGCUGCUCGAGGUGUCCGGCGAGGAGAGCAACAUGGACGUGACGAGCGAAAGCGGCAGCAACACCGACGUUGUGACGGAUACCGACGACGACAACGCGGAUGGCGUGUCCAGCGCAAAGAGAAGAAAGGUGAAGCCCAGCGAGAGGGAUCUCCAGGUGCCGCUUGAGCGUGGCUGGAAGCGGGAGACCGUCAUCAAAGGAUUAGGGAAGUCGGGGGUGAUAAAGGGUGACGUGUCUUAUUAUAGUCCUUGUGGAAAGACGUUCAGAAGCAGUCCGGAUUUAGCGAAGUUUUUGGAGCAACAGAAUCCGCCCGAGCUAACGACGGCACACUUUUCGUUCUCGUCUCGUCCGCUUGUGGGCGAGUUUCUGCAGCCAACGAUGGGCCUCGCGGAGGCGGAAUUCGUUAGGUUGGGCGCCCAGGAAGUCGCGAGAAGAUUGGAGGAGCUGAGAGCCGCGGGUGGUUUCAGGGACGUGCGAACGAACAAUCAGUACGAGCGAGAGAAACUGGCGUACGCAAAAAAGUUGGCGAAAGAGGAGGCGCAGCGGCACAAGGAGCAGGCUAGGCUCAUCAAGGAGCAGGAGAAAACGGAAAGGCAGGAGGCAGUGAGACGGGAGCGGGAGAUUCGAAAUCAACAGCUGCUCGAGGCUCGGAAAAAACGGCAGGAAGAGGUGGAGAAGAUACGACUGGAAGAGCAACAACGGAAGCAACAGGAACGAGAGCUGAAGCGGCAGCAGGCGGUUAUGCUGAAAGAACAGAUGUACAUGCAGGAGCUCACCAAGCAGCGCGAGAUGCUCUACACCGUCGAGCUGGAAAGAGAACGAAGGAGACAGCACAUGGCGCUGGUUAGAGCACUGGAGAAUCGUCGGAAGAUGGAGGAAAGGGAGAAGAAACGGCUGGAGGCAAGAGCCGAGCGAAUAGCGACGAAAGAGAAGCGCGCCGAGCAGAGGAAGGUAGAGAUGGAACUGAUCGAACAGAUCAGAAAGCCUGUGGAGGACAUGGAGCUAACGGAUCACAGACCACUGCCAGAAUUGAAACGAAUACCUGGUCUGAAGCUGUCCGGUCAGGCGUUCGCUGAUAUCGUGAUGGUUUUCGAGUUUUUGCAUAAUUUUGGCGAGACUUUAGGCUUCGAUAUGGAGUCGCUGCCGAGCCUAAAGAGCCUUCAGCUGGCACUCCUCAACGACGAGGAAGCGGAAGAAGAGCUCUUGUCCGUGAUGACACAUCUAUUAGUAUGCGCAAUCGAGGAUCCAGGAAUCCCUCAACCGGCGAGGCAUACGACAGGUCUUGGUCAGAGUCUGCGUCAAGCUGACAUAACGCACGCUAACAUCAGCGAAGUGUUACGGAUUUACUUAUACGCGAACGCGACCGGAGAGGUGAAAGCUUUGACAGGGGUGUGCCUGGAACGAGAACGUGACAAAAAGUUCGCUGAUCAUCAUCAGAACGGCGGUGAUUAUGCUUCGACCUGUUCGGGUAAAAAUGCCCAAUUUUAUGAGCACCUGCACAACAACGAAACGUGGAAGAUGUCCGAAAGGCUGAGGGACAAACCAUUCUUAGCCUUGAACCCGACGCACAAAGCUCAGAUGCUAGCGUUCCUCUGCAACGAGCUGUUGCAGAACAAGGCUGUGAUCAGACAGAUUGAGGGGAGCUUGGAAACGGUGGCUCAAUUGAGGAAAGAGAGAUUCGUGUUAGAUACAAAGAUUAGAAAGUUGAGGCAGUUACAUAGUCGAAAGGUGCGAAUGGAAGCUGUUGGUGUAAUUGUUAAUAAGACUGGGGACACUAUUACGAUUGAAAAGAAAGAGGUUGACGAGGAGGGUAACACGACGUCGACAGCAGUAGGAACGACACCCACUCCGGAUGAGAUUCAUCAUGAAGAUGAGGUUGAGGAUAUGUCUGAGAACGAGAGCGAAGGAACACAGCCCGAGGAGGAGGAAGAUAAAAAUCUGUCUGGCGAAGAACUUGGUAAAAAAUUGGAUAAAUUGUUGAAACAGUCGGAGGAACAAUUGCAGAAAUUGAAUAGCUCCUCGAAACAGUUACGAGCACAUAUAUUCGGUCAGGAUAGGUAUUGGAGAAGAUACUGGGAGCUGGCAUGCGCGGGUGGCAUCUUCGUCGAGGCAAUGGAGAGCGCAGAACCGGAAAUUCUGGAACUGCAAGCUGAAUUAGACGAAAAGUACAAAAAUGUGUCAUUGGAGAAGAAACCAGAAACGAAGCAGGAGGACACCAAAGUCGAAAAUCGCGAAAAUGAAGCUCCCAAUGACGUAAAGAAGGAAAAGAAGUUCAAUUCCAGUGAACAAGAGGAAGAUGUGAAGCCUGUGGUGGAUAAAACCAAGUCUGAGGUUGAAGAUAUCGGUUGUAAAAAGGAACCUAUGCAAAAUUAUGAAAAUUUGACAAACGUAAAGGAGGAGAAAAAGAACGAUUUGGACAGUCCGAUGACCGAUGCCAAGACCAACGUUACGUCUGAAGAGAUUAAACAAGAAACGGAAGUUGUUAGCAUGGAUGUGGAUAUCAAAGAAGAGACAAAGAAAGAGAACGACGAAACGGACGAAGAUAUGAAAUCGGUGAAGAUGAUGGAAGAUAAGAUCGUUGAGACAAUUCCGAACGGUGACAAGUACAAUCACGUUAACAAUCUUCAUAAUGGAAAGGAGCUGAAUGGCACAUUUAUUUCCAAUAACAGUAAUGAAUUCAACUGGUUCUCGAUUCUACCACGAGAAACUUGCGACACUCCAGGACCAAGUACCAAACAAAUAUUUGGAAUAGCUGAACCGACCGAGCUGAGAAUACCAGUAUUCCCUCCUCCAGCUAGUCCAAAUUACGACAGGUGCGACAGUCCUGCUCCUUUGAUUUUAACUCAAGACGAGGCAGCCCAACUGGAGUAUUUGAAAGUGCAUGGUUUGCCACCUCCUGGUGAAGCUAAACCAGUACCAAGAGACUUGAGAUAUGGUUGGUGGAGAAUAACAGAUGUCGAUACAUUUCAAGAAUUAUUGGAGCACCUUCAUUCUCGCGGCGUUCGCGAGAAGGAACUAAAACGUACAACGUGGGCAACCAUGGAAUCCUUUUUAGCUGUUACGGGAAAGAUCAACGUGGACCCUGGCAAUGUUACUGCAACUGAACUUCAAGCGACGCCCGACGAACCCGAUACACCGGUUCCAAAACCAGAUAACCCAGCAGACUGGAGCGAACAAGUCGCGUUACGUGUGGAUGCGCAGUUAUUGGAACAAGUUGAGGCCCUAGAAGACAAAGUCGCAAAUGCCAGCAUGCAGGUCAAAGGCUGGAAGUUACCUCCACGGGCAGGAACCGAGGAGGCUGAAGAAAUUGAAAAACUAAACGAGAUGGAGAAGAUAAGUGCAGUUGAACAAGCGCGACAAAGAUUAUUGUCUCUGGAAGCUGCUAUAGAAAGGAGAUACUUAAAACCACCAUUAGGCGUUUGUACGGGAGAUCCAAACUUAGCGGCCUUAAAAGCAGAACAAGCGGCUGCUGCAAACGCGAAUUCGAAUAAUUCGGAUCAGAACAGUCAGACCCCGGUACCUCAAGAAGAAACGACUCCAAGAGGACUGAACAACUGGCGGGAGGCAACAGCUCGAGCACAUACAUCAGCUCAGCUCGCUAUGGCACUUUAUAUGUUGGAGGCCAGCAUCGCUUGGGACAAGAGCAUCAUGAAGGCUGUGAGUCUAACACCAGCUAGAAACUCGGUCUGCGUCAAGCUACGAAACCGCUGCGUCUCACUCAAAGCUACCACUCAAUACAAUCAGCUAUUGACUACUUCUCAGGCCUCUAAUUGUCAGUUUUGUCACAGCGGAGAUAACGAAGACAAACUAUUACUGUGUGAUGGUUGUGACCGCGGCUAUCAUACUUAUUGUUUCCGUCCAAAAAUGGAAAACAUUCCUGAUGGUGACUGGUAUUGUCACGAAUGCAUGAACAAAGCAACAGGUGAACGAAACUGUUUGGUAUGUGGAAAGAGAGUUGGUAAAAACUUAGUGCUAUGUGAACUCUGUCCACGAGCUUAUCACACUGACUGCCACAAUCCUGUUAUGCCAAAAAUGCCAAGGGGAAAAUGGUAUUGUUCUAAUUGCCACAGUAAACAACCAAAGAAGAGAAAUAGUAGUCGAAGGAGUCAUACCAAAGGGGGAGGCACCAGAGAAAGUGAAAGUUCUGAUCAUCCACCAGCUAGUCCAACGCCGUCAACGGCAUCGAACACACACGUAGAGGACGUCAGUUCAUCGGAACCGGCAACCCCAACUGCUUCGCCACGGAAGGAGGGAAACAAUAGGACGCUCACGAAGAAACAGCAACGAGAGUUGGCUCCUUGUAAGGUGCUACUCGAACAGUUGGAGCAACAGGACGAGGCCUGGCCGUUCCUCUUGCCGGUGAACACCAAACAGUUCCCUACCUACAAGAAAAUUAUUAAAACACCCAUGGAUCUCAGUACGAUCAAGAAGAAAUUGCAGGACUCCGUGUACAAGUCUCGCGAUGAGUUUUGCGCCGAUGUCAGACAGAUGUUCAUCAACUGCGAGGUAUUCAACGAGGACGACAGUCCUGUGGGGAAGGCCGGACACGGGAUGCGCAGUUUCUUCGAAAUGCGCUGGACCGAGAUUACUGGCGCACCACCUCCACAUCCGCAAACGCAUAGCUGAGGCUCGGUCCGCUCUCGUAACACCUGCAACAGUUUUGCCCACUUCUACUACUAGAGGGUAGAGCCCUCGUCAGAGUAUCACUAGCAGUCGUCGAAGAGACUAAAGGGGAGACCUGUUUCCUCCGUGCUCCGUUGGCCUCGUUCUAGCGGUCGACAGAAUAACUUUAAUUCUAAUAGAGAACAAAAAAAAAAAAAAAAAAAA